Oldenlandia corymbosa var. corymbosa is the source of this 2484-nucleotide messenger RNA. NCBI's taxonomy places the organism in Eukaryota, Viridiplantae, Streptophyta, Magnoliopsida, Gentianales, Rubiaceae. The record is from the annotation of a GenBank genome assembly.
UAUAUAUAUAUAUAUAUAUAUAUCCUAGUAAUAGUAGUAGUAGUUUAUAGAUAAGAAGAAGAUAACUUAAUCCAUCUAAGACUGUCACACAUUGAAUACUGAAAUUCUUAUCCAGCUAGACGUUUAAAAAAAAAAAAAUCACGGGAGAAGAAUUAUACAUGUAUAGCACAACCGCACAACUACAAAGCUGAUUCCCACAAAUGAUUGCUCAUCAAUAUAUAUAUAAAUAUAAAUAAAGUAACUUAUUCAAGUAGACGAGUAACAUUAAACACCAUUAAAAGCGUGGAUAUUGCAUUCUAUAUUAUACAGUAUAUUUUAUAAACAAAUUAAAACACAAUCAUUAGAAGAAAGAAAGAAGAUGGUAACAAAAUAGAGAAGGUGAGAGGAAGCUUCCUCUGGGAGAGAUUUUAAGGCUCGAAUCUCAUUAUUUAAAUACAGCAGCGCAGCACAGAAUCCAAUGUACAUCAGGAAUCAGCCCUAGCUCCAAAAAAAAAAAAAACCCUCCAAUUAGUCCAUUUUCCAGACCUACAAAUCAAUCAGAGUCCUUAUAUCCUUUGGUUUUUUGUUUUGUUCUUUCCGUGUACCAGAUUGAAUUAAACAAUUUGUUUUUAAUUAAUUAAUUUGUACACCGUAGCAUCAUCAAACAAUGGCAUCCAACAACAACGUUGUGGAACCUUGGAUGCUAGAGAAUGGGAAUGCAAAGUGUUUGACUAAGGAGAUGAGACAUGGAAGUGGCGGCCACCACCACCACCAUCACCACGGCCGAACUGCCCACAACAUGUCCUCAUCUUCUCUCCGCAAGAAAUCCGACAUUUCCCUCGUCUCUAAAGUCAGAUACCCUUGUCUCAGGGACUUUUUGGCCAAUCUUCAGGAGAUCUUUCUGGGCACCAAGCUUUCCGUCCUCUUUCUCGCUAUCCCUUUUGCUAUCCUCGCUGAUUACCGCCAAUUCGGCAGCCCAUGGGUGUUUGGUUUGAGUUUAUUGGGUCUCACGCCUUUGGCUGAACGUGUUAGCUUCUUGACCGAACAAAUCGCCAUGUUCACAGGACCAACAGUUGGAGGGCUGUUGAAUGCAACAUGCGGGAAUGCUACGGAGCUGAUUAUAGCAAUAUUUGCAUUGCUUCAACACAAGGUGGAUGUGGUGAAGUACUCCCUUUUGGGUUCUGUACUCUCCAACCUCCUCCUCGUUCUCGGCACUUCUCUCUUCUGCGGUGGCCUUGCCAACUUAAACAAGGAGCAGAAAUUCGACCGGAAACAAGCUGAUGUGAACUCGUUGCUGUUGCUGCUGGGAUUGCUAUGCCACCUGCUGCCCUUGAUGUUCCGAAUGGCGGCCCCGGCGCAGGCCGAUUCCGUCGUAACCUCCCAGGCCACACUUCAGCUGUCAAGAGUCAGUUGCAUUUUCAUGCUCGUCGCCUACAUCGCCUACCUUGUGUUCCAGUUGUGGACUCAUCGACAGUUGUUUGAGACACAAGAGGAGGAAAAUGAAGAGGGUGCGGCAGCAGAAGAGGAAACACCAGUGAUUGGAUUCUGGAGUGGGAUUGUUUGGUUGGCUGGCAUGACUGCCGUCAUUGCUCUUCUCUCCGAGUUUGUUGUUGGCACCAUUCAGGACGCUUCCGACACCUGGGGAUUGUCCGUCAGCUUCAUCAGUCUGAUCUUGCUGCCAAUUGUCGGAAAUGCAGCUGAGCACGCCGGAGCCAUCAUUUUUGCUUUCAAGAAUAAGCUGGAUAUAUCUUUGGGGGUAGCCUUGGGUUCAGCAGCUCAGAUUUCCAUGUUUGUGGUGCCACUGUGUGUGAUUGUGGCUUGGAUCCUGAAUAUCGACAUGAAUCUUGACUUCAAUCUCCUCGAAACCGGCUGCCUUGCUCUAUCAAUCCUUAUCACAGCCUUCGCUUUGCAGGAUGGAACGUCACACUACAUGAAAGGACUAGUACUCCUCUUAUGCUACGUGGUUAUUGGAGCUUGCUUCUUUGUUUCCAGAACGCCACUUAGUAAGUAGCUAGCGUACCUAAAUAUAUACUACAACGUUGAUGCCUAUAUACUACUUAAUAGGUUUAUCAAUUGCAUCAACUGUUCGUACAUGGAUUGUAAAAUUUACUGUGAUUUUUUACUGAACCACAGACCAAAACCACGACCAAGCAGAUAUUGUCAACUUAGGUUUCAAAUCAUCUGCCCAAGGGUACUCAACACUUUGAAUGAUCAGGUAGGACAUUUGUUGGCUUAGGUGACUACUGUACCUAGUUUUGUCUCUUUUCUUUUUAGCUAGGGAGUCUUUCUUCAACUUUACUGAACUCCUGGUAUGAAUUUUUGCCACAGGCCUUUCUCCAUUUAUUCGGGGGGAAGUAUUGAUGAUAUAAACAACAUCAAUUUCGCAAGAUCAAGACGCAUCCAUUUGUUGAUUCUUUGAUCUGGGUUGAUUUCCAAGCCGCAUGGCAAGGAGAAUCAAGUGUGAUAAUGCUGCAUUGUUGGGGAAGAGAGGGAGGGGGGGGGGGG